This is a messenger RNA of Lottia gigantea (owl limpet), 1120 nucleotides long. RefSeq lists its product as hypothetical. The transcript has 7 exons. NCBI's taxonomy places the organism in Eukaryota, Metazoa, Mollusca, Gastropoda, Lottiidae. The coding region runs from base 188 to 1120 and encodes 310 amino acids. The record is from RefSeq and is a predicted model, not a curated record. Gene Ontology annotation, cellular component: cytoplasm; nucleus. Gene Ontology annotation, molecular function: protein serine/threonine kinase activity; ATP binding. Gene Ontology annotation, biological process: signal transduction; endocytosis; peptidyl-serine phosphorylation.
CUUGAGCAACCAACUGAUGGUCCAAGUAAAUAAUGGCGGUGUUAAGGACGAGAUGAAUUGGAAAACAAUCCCCAACAUCCAGCCCUUUUGACGUAUAACAAAUGUCGAUCGAGUAGAUCGAUCAGUAGAAAAAUUAUUCAACUUUCAGAUGAUAUUAUAAUUUAUACGUUAAGUGCUAUCUGGAAAGAUGGAGCUUCGGGUCGGAAAUAAAUACAGACUUGGUAGAAAGAUUGGAAGUGGUUCUUUUGGAGAUAUUUACUUGGGAACGGAUAUAUCUAAUGGAGAAGAAGUAGCCAUUAAGUUGGAAUGUGUGAAGACCAAACAUCCACAAUUACAUAUUGAGAGCAAGAUAUAUCGUAUGAUGCAAGGUGGAGUUGGAAUACCAACUAUUAAAUGGUGUGGGGCUGAAGGUGAUUAUAAUGUUAUGGUUAUGGAGUUGUUAGGUCCCAGUCUAGAAGAUCUUUUUAAUUUUUGCUCACGGAAAUUUAGCUUAAAAACAGUGCUAUUACUAGCUGAUCAGUUGAUCAGCCGAAUUGAAUAUAUUCAUUCAAAGAACUUCAUUCACAGAGAUGUUAAACCAGACAAUUUUCUUAUGGGACUCGGAAAGAAAGGAAACUUGGUGUAUAUUAUUGACUUUGGACUAGCCAAAAAAUAUCGAGAUGCUCGAACACAUCAACAUAUACCAUAUAGAGAAAAUAAAAAUCUCACUGGUACUGCUCGGUAUGCUAGUAUUAAUACACAUUUAGGAAUUGAACAAAGUAGAAGAGAUGAUAUGGAAUCCUUAGGUUAUGUGUUCAUGUAUUUCCUAAGAGGUAGUUUACCAUGGCAGGGCCUAAAAGCAGCUACCAAAAGGCAGAAAUAUGAACGAAUUAGUGAAAAGAAAAUGUCAACUCCUAUUGAAGAACUUUGCAAAGGCUUUCCAUCUGAAUUUGCUACUUAUCUAAAUUUUUGUCGAUCUCUACGUUUUGAUGAUAAACCUGAUUAUUCCUAUUUACGUCAGUUAUUCAGAAAUCUCUUCCAUCGUCAGGGCUUCACUUAUGAUUAUGUCUUUGACUGGAAUAUGUUAAAGUUUGUAAGUAUGAAUUUUGUGUUAGAUUUUGAUAAGUUGCUCCAUUUCUGA